Molecule: messenger RNA, 1461 nt
Organism: Mercurialis annua (annual mercury)
Lineage: Eukaryota; Viridiplantae; Streptophyta; Magnoliopsida; Malpighiales; Euphorbiaceae
Exons: 5
Coding region: 156-1298 (380 amino acids)
Source: RefSeq, a predicted model, not a curated record
GUCCGCCCGCGCCUCGUAAAAAUUUGAAUUGAGACAGCGCCAACAAAAGCAGCUGCUACGUGUUCCUGUCUCCGUCUUUAAACAUUUCAAAACCCACCAAAUCCUCCUUUACCCUACUCUUCUAUUUCUUGAACCAGAUCAUACAAACAUAAUCAAUGGCUUCUCGUUACAACUCAUACGAUUCAAGAUCAUCAACAGCAUCCUCGCAUUUCUCAGACCCAUCUUCUUCCACAGAAUUCAAUCUCAACCCACCCACAAAACCCACUUCAAGAGCGUUACUCAAACUCAACCAACCCAAGAUCAAUGACCAUCAUAAUUUAACUUCAAUGGUCAAGAAAUUCAUGGGGAAUAAGAAACCAGUGUUGGGUAAAGGAGGGUCUUCUUCAGGGCUGGUGAUUCCUUGUGAUUUGAUAGCUGAGGACUUGAAGAAAACUGCCAGGAAAGGUUCCGGCUUUUCUGGGCUGCAGAAGAAGCUGUUUGGUAAAGAGAAGGAGAGCGGGAAAAAGGCGGUGAAGGCGUUGACGGAGGUGAAAGGGAAUGUUAAUAGCGGGAAUACGAGGACACUGGCUAUGGUUCUGAGGAGUGAGAGAGAGCUGUUGAGUGCUAGUAAAGAGCAGGAUAUGGAAAUUGCUGAGUUGAAGUUGAUGCUCGAGGCGAAGAACAGAGAAGUUGAGAAGUUGAAAGAUUUGUGCUUGAAGCAAAGGGAAGAGAUCAGGUCACUGAAAAGUGCAGUUCUUUUUCCUGAGGUAAUGAAUCCUCAGGUUCAGGAGCUAUUAGAGAAACAAGGAUCAGAAUUGAAGCAAGCCAAACAACUCAUCCCAACUCUCCAGAGGCAGGUCACUUCUCUCACUGACCAGCUACAAUUCCUUGCUGAGGAUCUUGCCGAGGUGAAAGCUGAUAAAUAUACAAGAGCAUACACCCAACAUUAUAGCAGCUCUCCAGAGACACCGACAUAUGAUCACGAAGAAGCCACAAAAUCCUUAGAUUUCAGCUCUUGUGAUGCUGCAAGUCCUGGUAGUCCCGACGACAUGUUUCUAAAGGACUUCAAUCCGUGUUUAACACCUUAUUAUGCCAACAAGACUAAAUCCCAGGAGUUUGAGGCAAUCGGCUAUGAUUCUCCACUUGAGAAAAGAUCGAGCAAUGACAACAUGCAAAAGUUGAGCUCUCGUACCAGGAAGAUAUCGAGAAGUUCAGAUUGCUACCAGAGCAAAAAUAAUGCAGACAGCGGGAAAAAAGCUCUCAGAUCUGAUAAGAACAAAAGCACGUACGGAAAGCAAACGCAGCUCAGAUAUAUAUGAUGUUGUAAGGAAGCAUCGUUUGAUUUUCUUUACCCGUUUUUUUGUCUAUCAUAGAUUAUAAUUGGUGUUGAAAACUGAGACAUCAGCAGAAGUUGCAAGCUGUAUAUGGUGCGAAUGAAGCACUUGCGAUAAAGAAUGAAAAGCUACUUACUAGUCAUGGAAA